GAGGUGGAGGAGGAAGAAGAGAAGGUGGCGGAGGAGGAAGAAGAGGAAGUGGAAGAAGAUGAGGUGGAGGAGGAAGAAGAGGAAGUGGAAGAAGAUGAGGUGGAGGAGGAAGAAGAGGUGGCGGAGGAGGAAGAAGAGGAGGAGGAGGAGGCAGAGGAGGAGGAAGAGGAGGCAGAGGAGGCAGAGGAGGAGGAGGAGGAGGCAGAGGAGGAGGAGGAGGAGGCAGAGGAGGAGGCAGAGGAGGAGGCAGAGGAGGAGGCAGAGGAGGAGGAGAGGGAGGAGGAAGAGGAGGCAGAGGAGGAGGCAGAGGAGGAGGAAGAGGAGGCAGAGGAAGAAGAAGAGGAGGCAGAGGAGGAGGAAGAGGAGGCAGAGGAGGAGGAAGAGGAGGCAGAGGAGGAGGAAGAAGAGGAAGAGGAGGCAGAGGAGGAGGCAGAGGAGGAGGAAGAGGAGGCAGAGGAAGAAGAAGAGGAGGCAGAGGAGGAGGAAGAAGAGGCAGAGGAGGAGGAAGAGGAGGCAGAGGAGGAAGAGGAGGCAGAGGAGGAGGAAGAGGAGGCAGAGGAGGAGGAAGAGGAGGAAGAGGAGGAGGCAGAGGAGGAGGAGGCAGAGGAGGAGGAAGAGGAGGCAGAGGAGGAGGAAGAGGAGGCA
This is a messenger RNA of Oncorhynchus nerka (sockeye salmon), 645 nucleotides long. Its product is annotated as cilia- and flagella-associated protein 251-like. The record is from RefSeq and is a predicted model, not a curated record. NCBI's taxonomy places the organism in Eukaryota, Metazoa, Chordata, Actinopteri, Salmoniformes, Salmonidae. The transcript is spliced from 4 exons. The annotation marks the transcript as partial.